This is a messenger RNA of Stomoxys calcitrans (stable fly), 1272 nucleotides long. RefSeq names its product alpha-tocopherol transfer protein. Bases 286 to 1101 code for a protein of 271 amino acids. The transcript is spliced from 6 exons. The record is from RefSeq and is a predicted model, not a curated record. Gene Ontology annotation, cellular component: membrane. NCBI's taxonomy places the organism in Eukaryota, Metazoa, Arthropoda, Insecta, Diptera, Muscidae. Gene Ontology annotation, molecular function: phosphatidylinositol bisphosphate binding.
AUCGUUUCAGUUGCGGUUGAAAACGUGCACGGUAAAGUACAACGACAUGCGAUUUCACGCAUCGAGUAUCAUUUAAGGCGUUUCAGUUGGUUUUUGUUUGUUUUUAUCGAAUGCUCCAUGCUAAUGACACAAAUAACAAGACAAAAAAAUCUAUUAAUACUGACAAUUGUACGCAGAAAGAAAACAAAGAUAUAUACACACAUACAUACAUAUGUAUAUUUGAAAUAAAAACCUAACAAAACUGCGAAAAUCAAAUAAAACAAAUUAUUAAACGCCCCAAAAGCAAUGGAAAUCGGAGGUGAUAGAAGUCACGAAGAAAUUAUCGACCACUUACAGAAUUGGUUCGAAGAUAACAAGAAAUUGCCCAAUAAAAUUGAUCGCAUUGUCCUAACCCGUUUUUACUACUGCAUGUACAAAGAUGUUGAGGAAACAAAAAAAUUAUUGGAAAUCAAUUAUACAAUGCGCAACAAAAAUCCAGAAUUGUUUAUAGAACGUGAUCCCACAGAUGAAGAUACUCGCAAUACAUAUGAAUUUACAUACAUGGUACCACUGCCUGGCUUGACACCCAAAAACUAUCGAGUAACUUUUAUACGCUUCAAGAAUACAGAUCCAAAAUUGAUGCACUUUUCCCAAGAUGCCAAAACCUUGCUUAUGAUCAAUGAUUGCCGCUUUUGCCUACCAGAUGCUGUAGUGAAUAAUGUUCCUGUAGUGGCAGAGGGAGAUGUUCUGGUCAUGGACAUGGAUGGUUAUAAAAUGCAACAUGUCACUGGCAUUUCCUUGAAAACAUUGCGUACAUUUCUUAAGUUCCUAGAUCAGGCCUAUUCGGUUCGAAUCAAAGGCCUGCAUUUGAUAAACUGCCCUUCGUACUUAAAUAAAAUAUUGGCUGUGGUCAAACCGUUCAUCAGCAAGGAAGUAUAUGAGAUGAUGCACUUUCAUGUCAAUGGUGUGGAAAGUCUUUACGAACAUGUUCCCCGUGAAAUUCUUCCCGAAGAAUGUGGGGGCUACGCUGGCAAAGUCGAAGAUCUGUGUGAUGAAUUUCAUAAAACUUUAGUGCAGAAAAGAGACUAUCUAAUGGACCCAAAGUACUGGAAAAUUCAGUGAUCAUCUACUUUAGCAGUGUUAUUUAAUUUAAGAGUCCUGUACAUAUUUUUUUAUUAAAUUGGCAACAUAGAUAACAGUAUUUCGAAUUAGUUGUUUUUUGAGUAGAGCUAUUUAUAUGAAGUUAUGAAGUAUUUGUCGAUUCCAAUAAAAAUUUUGUAUAUAUGAUGCAAA